AUGGAUCCUUCAUCGUCGGGCAUCCAGGAGCCAUUCGACCUCAUCAGAUUAUCCCUCAGCGAACGUGUUUUCGUGAAGUUACGGGGGGAUCGUGAGUUGACUGGCGUGCUUCAUGCUUAUGAUGGUCAUAUGAAUCUCAUUCUGAGUGAUGUUGAAGAAACCAUCAUGAUCGUCGAUCCCAUCGAAGGUGGUAUGGAGGGACAGGGAACGGUCAAAGUGGCUAAGAGAAAAAUGGAGAUGUUGUUUGUUCGGGGAGAUGGCGUUAUACUGGUGUCACCACCAUCGCGGACUUGA
Molecule: messenger RNA, 294 nt
Organism: Suillus clintonianus
Lineage: Eukaryota; Fungi; Basidiomycota; Agaricomycetes; Boletales; Suillaceae
Product: like-Sm ribonucleoprotein
Exons: 4
Coding region: 1-294 (97 amino acids)
Biological process (GO): P-body assembly; mRNA splicing, via spliceosome
Cellular component (GO): U4/U6 x U5 tri-snRNP complex; U6 snRNP; P-body
Molecular function (GO): RNA binding
Source: RefSeq, a predicted model, not a curated record